This is a messenger RNA of Ectocarpus sp. CCAP 1310/34, 2171 nucleotides long. The record is from the annotation of a GenBank genome assembly. Lineage: Eukaryota; Phaeophyceae; Ectocarpales; Ectocarpaceae.
CUGGAUUCUUGUCAACAUCUCACUGAUGCACCCGUGGGGACAACACCUCCCACGUCACCUCCCACAUCAACUCCUGCACUACUGCCGACCUCGUCGGGAUUCACUGAUGCCCUCGUGGGGACACCACCUCCGACGUCACCUCCCACACCACCCCCUACACUACCGCCGACUUCAUCGGAUUUCACCAAUACGCCGGAGGGGCGCCCACCUCUUGCCUCCUUGGGCAAGAUAUUCAACUGUGUUUCUUGGGUGUUUUGAGCACCCAGUGUUUUGCGGUUCUCCCAGCAGCCGGUGACAGUGUGGUCUGCUUAUGUUGUCGCCGCCUCUUCCCUGUCCUGCGUUGUGAUUAUAUUCCAGACGCCCCAGUGUCGCCGACGUCUCCAACACCCGUUUCACUAUCCUCACUGCCCGACAAUCCCGCCAUUAGCACCGCCGCGCCCUCCUCAUCAGGAACAAUGACCGCGCCCACAUCAGCUGCAGACAAUGAGCGGCUCGAUCAGCGGAGCUUUACUUGUUGGCGCGCUCGCCUAUUGCUUUUGCCUUGGUCGUAAAAGAAAGAGACGAAAACAACACAGCCCUGUGCAACGAGAUGUGGAUUCAGCAGAGCUACCGACGUACGAAGAAGCGUCUGCUCUAGCUAGGGCACUUAUUUCGCUGUCGAACGAUGGCGCGGUAACCAUGGACAAUACACCUGAGAUGAAGGUCUUGCAGAGACUUUCCGACUCGCAGCGAUCUCAGAACACCGAUGGGAUACGAGCAGGGUCAACGCUGACGUCUCUGUCUGAGGACGAACCGAUCGGCGAGGGGUGUGGGGGGCGAAUUUCGGUGAUGAAGGAUGCCUUGAGCGCUGUGGUGGAUUCGGCCCGAGCGGUCGCGGAAAAGUCGUCCAUGCCUUUCGUGCCCGAGAUUGCAUCAUUCUUGGCAGUGCUGGCUUCCUUAUGCAGCAACUUCGGUGGCAACGAGCAAAACAUGCCGAGGACGGUUCGGUGGUGUGGAUCUAUGCUGGAAAUGCUUGACCAAAGCAGCAUUCACAUGGAUGAUUCUGGGCCAGUGACAGAACUUCUCGAGGAAGUUCGCGAUGCAAUUGCCGAGAUCGUGAAGGAGCGCCAAGAAACCGCCAAGACCGGUCUACGGGAUGCGCUACAACGCCUCCAGACAGGCGUUGCCUUUGUCUCCAUGAAUGUGCUUCACCGCACCUCAACCAGCGUCGAUAGUUUGGCAAGGAGAGUCGGGCCCGAGGGACAUAUUUCUCGGAAGGAGCGAAAGAAGAGGAUGAUGGAGUGCCACGAGAUACCUUCUGGCGAGGUGAUCUGCUUCGACGACAUGAUCUUGGGCACGGGGGGCUAUUCCACAGUGCAGCUUGUGGGGUACCAAGAAACAGCUGCCGCAGCAAAGCUGAUGCAACCGAAAAGAUGACCAAGAUGUUCGUGAACGAGCUGCACGCCAUGAUGGAGCUACGGUCGCAGCACACGGUCAGCAUCUUCGGUGCCGUCACCUCCGUUCCGGGGAAACUGGUGCUCAUCAUGGAAUAAAUGGAAGGCGGCGAUCUGCGGGCUUUUCUCAGUGCGGCAAGCGAUCCGCUCGAGAGCCGGGUCGAGAAUGGCCUGGCUUGCGACAUCGCCGAAGGGAUGCAGUUUUUGCACUCAAAAAAAGCUUUUCAUGGUGACCUGAAGUCUCCGAAUGUGCUCCUAACCAGGGACAACAGAGCCAAGAUUGCAGAUUUCGGCACCGCUCGAACCAUCGAAGAGAUCGCGUCAAUGGCCACGAGGGGGGGGACUUUGUGCCAGUACGGCACGACCCUCAAGUGGGCCGCCCCCGAAGUGCUGAACGACGAACCUUUGCGGGCUGAAAGCGACGUAUACAGCUUUGGCGUGAUUGUCUGGGAGAUUGUCAGCCGGCAGGUGCCUUGGCAAGACGCCAGUCUGAAGGAGAUCUUGGUGAAAGUGUGCAGGGGGAAGCGUCCUGAGAUACCGGCAGAAGCACCGCCGCUCCUGGCAUCGUUGAUCGCGCAGUGUUGGACAACCGUCCCAGAGGAUCGAAUUCCUUUCAAACAGGUGCUAGCUGUGCUCAAGAUGUAAACGGCCAGGCUCCCCCACGCAAGGGUUGUUAGUUAAGACAUGGGUGGGGCGUUUGCUGUCGAAAUAACCACAAGAACCUGGAGCUUUAGUAGC